AUGGCGAAAGGCAAGAAGAACGCGGGCGCGGGCUCUGCGCAGCAGGGCAGCAAGAAACAGGGUUCGGACAACAAAAACAAAAAAGCUAGCACAACCUCCAGCACGACCGCCGUUGCAGCCGCGACAUCGUCGUCGUCGGCCUCGGCUACCAGCACGACCUCGACCACCAGCCCUGACAUUGCGGAGCAAAUUACGAACAGCCUGGUGAAGUUCUUCGAGUUUUGCGAUCGGAGCGCUCAGUCGGAAUUGUACAACCUACCGUCGAAGGCGAUAAAUUUCAAGCAGGAGACGAAGGUCGAGUGGCUCUGCUUGAAGGAGCGGAAGAUUGUCAAGAAGACCAAGCAAGGGGCCGAGUACGACACUUCCACGCGAAGUCCGCUCCCCUGGUUCAAAGAUGCG
Molecule: messenger RNA, 399 nt
Organism: Amoebophrya sp. A120
Lineage: Eukaryota; Dinophyceae; Syndiniales; Amoebophryaceae
Source: the annotation of a GenBank genome assembly